Messenger RNA from Fusarium fujikuroi IMI 58289, 1122 nucleotides. Its product is annotated as related to ethylene-forming enzyme. The transcript is spliced from 4 exons. Lineage: Eukaryota; Fungi; Ascomycota; Sordariomycetes; Hypocreales; Nectriaceae. Bases 1 to 1122 code for a protein of 373 amino acids. Gene Ontology annotation, molecular function: dioxygenase activity. The record is from RefSeq and is a predicted model, not a curated record.
AUGGUCCGCAAGAUGGCUUCAGCUGCUGCUGCUGCUGCUCCCACUCCUCAGCCUCACAGCCCUACCAUCCUCAAUGCCUCCGGUCCUCCCCCUGGACACUCCAUUACAGUCGGGAACCUCCAGACCUUUAUCCUGCCUGACAAAGUCUCCGACACCGAAGCAAACCGCAAGCUUGGCAAAGCCCUUGUCGAAGCCUGGCAGAAAGACGGUAUAUUGCAGAUAAGCAUGACACCCGAGCAGCACUCACUUUACAAAAGUGCCAAUUACGCUAGUAGACGCUUCUUCUCUAAGCCUUAUGCUCAAAAGGCUGCUUGCGUUGAUAGUCAGACUUACUCUGGCUACAUUGCCAGUGGUGAAGAGCUGACUGACGGCAUUGCUGACUACAGCGAGAUCUUUACUGUGACCAAAGACCUUGAACUCGAUGAGCCGAGGGUCGUUGCGAAAUGGCCGUGUCAUGGUCGGUGCCCUUGGCCUGACUAUGAGAUGCAGAACCCCAUGCAUCGUUACAUGAAGAGUCUGGGGGGCGUAGGAGAAACGCUCUUGCAGCUCACCGAACUGGGGCUUGGUGUACCUCAAGGGUCGCUUACCAACUACACUCAAGAUGGGUGGCAUCACCUGAGGAUCCUCCGCUUUCCUGCCAUCAAUAAAACUAAUGGCAAGGGCAAAGAAGGAAGAGGCAUUGGGUCUCACACCGACUACGGACUUCUCGUCAUUGCGGCAGCUGAUGAUGUCGGAGGCAACGAUGAAAAACUCGCAAACUGGGAAUCAAGUGCCGCUGGCUUCAAGGAAGAUGAUGAAAGAUGGGUCUUCGUUCCUCCCGCGGAGAAUGUCUUCACCUACAUCACCAACUCAGCCCUUCCCUCGACCCCUCACAAGGUCGGGCUCAAUCUCAGAGAGAGGUUCGCCUUUGCUUACUUUCAUGAGCCAAGCUUCCAGGCGGUUGUGAAGCCUCUCCCCGGCUACGACGUUGGCCAGGAGCCAAAAGAUGGAAUCCACUAUGGCAAGCACUUCACUAAUAUGUUUAUGAGAAACUACCCUCAGCGUAUUACUACACAGAGAUUGAAUGACGAGGGUCGCUAUAGGCUUUUGGAGCAGGAGAGCCUUCAAACCAUGGCUCCUUGA